Molecule: messenger RNA, 2034 nt
Organism: Impatiens glandulifera
Lineage: Eukaryota; Viridiplantae; Streptophyta; Magnoliopsida; Ericales; Balsaminaceae
Product: protein NRT1/ PTR FAMILY 1.2-like
Exons: 3
Coding region: 34-1767 (577 amino acids)
Biological process (GO): transmembrane transport
Cellular component (GO): plasma membrane
Molecular function (GO): transmembrane transporter activity
Source: RefSeq, a predicted model, not a curated record
AGUCAUCCUCUUUCUUUUCCAUUUAAGUUGAAAAUGGAAAAUAAAGAGUAUGAUGAUACAACAACAAUGGAGAAUCAGCAACUCAACAGACCAAAAAACAAAGCUGGUGGUAUCAAAACCAUGCCAUUCAUCAUAGCAAACGAGGCAUUAUCUACUGUGGCAAGCAUUGGGUUGAUGCCAAACAUGGUUUUAUAUUUGAUUGGAAGUUACAAUUUAUCAACAGCUAAAGCAACAAAUAUACUCUUUUAUCAGUCGGCAGCCAACAAUUUCUUUCCUUUGAUCGGUGCUUUUCUGUCGGAUUCUUAUAUAGGACGGUUUUUAAGUAUUGGGUUUGGUUCCAUCUUCACUUUCCUGGGCAUGCUGUUGAUUUGGUUAACUGCUAUGAUUCCACAAGCAAGACCUCCCCAUUGCGAAAAUAACUGCAAAUCAGCUACACCUGCCCAAUUGGGUCUUCUUUUUUCUGCAUUUGGAAUCAUGGCUAUUGGAUUAGGCGGUAUAAAGCCAUGUUCUUUAGCAUUUGGUGCCGACCAAUUUGACAAACGAGGAUCCGAUGCUGAUGAUGAUGAUGAUUCCCCCAGCAACAACAAUCAGAGAGUUCUUGAAACAUUCUUUACCUGGUAUUAUGCAUCCACUGCUGUUUCUGUCAUAAUAGCUUUUACAGGUAUAGUUUACAUCCAAGAUCAUGCCGGAUGGAAGAUUGGUUUUGGAAUUCCUGCCAUAUUCAUGUUCUUUGCUUGUCUUUUCUUCUUCCUUGCCUCUUCCCUCUAUUACAAGGAAAAACCCACAACCAGUAUUUUCUCAAGCUUGGCUAGAGUUGUUGUCAAGUCUUAUAAGAACAGGAAUUUACAAAUUUCUGAUUACAAUUUUGGAAAAGAUAAGCCUACAAACAAGCUUAGGUGUUUGAACAAGGCUUGCAUUAGUAAAGAUGGGUGCACCGUAGAACAAGUGGAGAAUCUGAAAUCACUGAUUCGAAUAAUGCCUAUUUGGUCAGCAGGGAUAAUGGUAUCCAUAACUCUUUCACAAGGCUCGUUUCAAGUUCUCCAAGCUAGAUCAAUGGACCGACAUAUAACCAAGAAUUUCAUAUUCCCAUCCGGUUCAUUUGCCAUGUUCACAAUAGCCAGCGCCAUAUUAUGGUUAGGGACUUACGACCGCAUCAUCAUACCAUUUGUAUCCAAGAUUAAAGGGAAACCAUUCACACUUAAUCCCAAAAUCAGGAUGGGUUUAGGAUUAUUCUUUUCUAUCUUGGCCAUGUGCAAUUCUGCAAUCGUCGAGCAUUUUAGAAGGAGAAGAGCCAUAGACCAUGGCUACCUUAACAACCCAAAAGCUAUUGUUCCCAUGUCUGCCAUGUGGCUGGUUCCACAACAUUGCCUUGUUGGAAUAUCAGAGGCCUUGUUUGCAGUGGCCUGCAAUGAGUUCUUCUACACCGAGCUUCCCAAGACCAUGUCCAGCAUUGCUGGGGCAAUCGGGGGGCUGGCCGGUGCCAUCGGGGGACUUAUGGCCAGCUCCAUACUCAACACCGUCACCACUGUCAACAAAAGGAAUGGAAAAGUUGGUUGGAUAGCUGAUAAUAUAAAUCAAGGACAUUUUGAGAGCUAUUAUUGGCUUUUGGCCAUGUUGAGCUGCUUUAACUUGUUGUAUUUCAUGAUAUGUAGUUGGUUUUAUGGGCCGUGUUCAAGUGGAGGGAUGUUUGGUACUACUAGUAGUAAAGGUCCUAAAGGAGAUGAAAAGAUUAUAGCGGUAAAUGAACAAGACUUAUUAGUGAAAUAGAAGAGAGGAUGAUCAAUGAUGAUGGAUUAAAGGAGGACUGUUACAAUAUUUUCAAAAGGAAUUCCGAAUCUUUGGGUGUAAGCUACUUAUUAGUGGAGCAUUUUGGGUGUUAAUUGGAUUAUGAUCUAUAUUAACAAAGGAUGUCGUUUUGGUGUUUUGGUGAGUAGUGGUUCAGGGAAGGCUUAAGCGCAAAAUUUGAAUAUUUGAAAAUAUAUAAAUUUCUUUUAAUAAAUAAUGUAAUAUUGUAAUUUUCUAGGUUCUCCGCGU